Aspergillus pseudoviridinutans is the source of this 879-nucleotide messenger RNA. RefSeq lists its product as uncharacterized. NCBI's taxonomy places the organism in Eukaryota, Fungi, Ascomycota, Eurotiomycetes, Eurotiales, Aspergillaceae. The transcript has 5 exons. The record is from RefSeq and is a predicted model, not a curated record. Bases 1 to 879 code for a protein of 292 amino acids.
AUGUCAGGCAAUGCUGAGAUGGCAACACUGGAGAGUCCUCCAAUACCGGGGCCAACAAUCAAUAUCACCGAGGCAAGCGGAUAUGAUGAAUGUCCAAGAGGGUACCCGGAACUGGCAGCGUUCAUGAAAAGUGACCCCAUCUUCAAUAUGUUUCGAUGUUUCAACUACCUUCACCUGCGCCAACUUCUAUACUUGCAAGAAGAGCUUACCCACUUGGAGAAGCGCCUGCAUGAGGUCGAUAGGGGCGAGACAGACGAACUGAACAACACUUCCAGACGAUGCGAUACUAACGAGGAACGGAAAGCCAUUAUGGCGGAUAUUAGAGUGCAGCUGCGCGAAUAUGAUGACCUUCUCAUUCGAUACCGCACCAUCUUCAACUUUGACAUGCCCACAAAGAGGAAUUAUAGACACUUCCGCCGUUGGCUCGACAAUAUGAAGCCAGUAGUCAAAGAUGAAAGGAUGGCUUUCCACAACCGCCAGGAUCUUUGUGCCACGCGCGCGUACAAUUCUGAUUUUGGCUUCCUCGAGACGAUAGUCAGCAAGUUGUCUACCAUUGUGAUUCGGGUCAAAUGGCUGAAUAGGGAAGAGCAGCGAUGGGAUGAGAGUCAAGUCCUGUAUGCAUCAGACGACCGCGUUCGAAAAGCCAUGCAAGUCGCCACUGUCCUCGCGUCUUCUUCGUCUCUACUUAUCCCGGUCAUCGUUCUGUAUUUCGUCCAUAGUCCGGCUGCCCGACUGCUCUGCAUUAUUCUCUUCACUUUUUUAUUCUCCACCCUCCUCGCCCUAUUCACAAGGGCAAAAAGCUCAGAGAUAUUUGCUGCUACUGCUGCAUUUUCCGCGGUUAUGGUUGUGUUUGUGGGGACAGGGCUGGGAAGUGCUUGA